Messenger RNA from Penicillium soppii, 312 nucleotides. RefSeq lists its product as uncharacterized. The transcript has 2 exons. The record is from RefSeq and is a predicted model, not a curated record. Bases 1 to 312 code for a protein of 103 amino acids. NCBI's taxonomy places the organism in Eukaryota, Fungi, Ascomycota, Eurotiomycetes, Eurotiales, Aspergillaceae.
AUGUCUGACCUCACAAGUGUUGGUGUACAUACUGCCCAAGCUGCAGAAUCUGUACAGCGCGGCAUGCUUGCUCUUUUCGAGGUUAUACAAGCUAGUGGGCGCACAGGUAAACACGCGAAAAAGCUUUACCGUCGAUUGCUUUCCGUCGAAGGGUUCCCUGGCCCACAUUUAUAUAACGAUGGCAAUUCUGAGCACCUAAGAUACAUGCUGCAGGUUUUGAAUUCUUUCAAAGAGUGGACAAACCACUCGUUGUCACACUAUUUGCACGAAUCGGACUCGGGCGAUUUUGAUAUCUCCGAGAAAUGGAAUUGA